Messenger RNA from Budorcas taxicolor (takin), 1806 nucleotides. RefSeq names its product ubiquilin like (gene UBQLNL). Gene Ontology annotation, molecular function: polyubiquitin modification-dependent protein binding. Gene Ontology annotation, cellular component: cytosol. The coding region runs from base 1 to 1806 and encodes 601 amino acids. Lineage: Eukaryota; Metazoa; Chordata; Mammalia; Artiodactyla; Bovidae. Gene Ontology annotation, biological process: ubiquitin-dependent protein catabolic process. The record is from RefSeq and is a predicted model, not a curated record. The transcript has a single exon.
AUGCCGCAUGUCAUCGCUCAAACAUCCAGGAUGGCCCAGUGUGGGCGUCAUUCAGGGCUGCCUGCAGAGAAGAAGAUCUCUCUGGGUGUCACUAGGGUGAUAGUGAAGACACCAGGCAAGCAGGAAGACUUUGUGAUAGCCAGUGAUACCUCGGUGAGGCAGUUCAAGGAGAAGCUAUCGGCUCACUUUAAGUGCCAAAUGGACCAACUAGUGCUUGUCUUCAUGGGCUGCCUUCUCAAAGACCAUGACGUGCUGAGCCAGAGGGGCAUCCUGGACGGUCACACCAUCCACGUGGUUAUCAAGUCCAAAAAUGGCUCCAGAUCCCUAGCCCAUCCCUGGCACCAGGACAAAAACACCAAAGGAAACAGCAGUGGGGUAUACCAAUCUGCUGGUAUGGGUUACACCCCAGUGGAGUCAGCUCUUUCAGAGGAUGUGCCCAACGUGCAUACCCAGGACUUGAAAGUGGGUAGUCCAGAGCAUGUAGCACAGACACUGGAGAAUCCUAGCAUCCAGCAACUCCUGUCCAACACAGACUUCAUGAGACAGUUCAUCUCAGAACACCUAGACACGCAGCAAUCGAUGCAGCAGAACCCAGAGGUCUCACACAUCCUUGACAAUUCUGAGAUCCUGUGGCAGACUCUGGAGCUGGCCAGGAACCUGGCAGUGAUUCAAGAGAUAAUGCAGAUCCAGCAACCUGCACAGAAUCUUGAGAGUCCACCGAACCCACAGUCAUAUGUAGGCUUAGAGAAUAUCCCAGGAUGGGACAAUGCCUCGGGUCAGAGUUCUGCUGAUUUCAACGAUCAGAUGCUCAACAACACACAAGAUCCAUUUGGGGGCAACAUUUUCACAGCUCUCCUGGGAGGACAAGUGCCAGAGCAAGUACAGUUUUCAUUCCCAUCACCACCACCAUCCCAGGAACAACAGGAACAUCUCCCACAGCCCCCUACAGCCCGAGUCAUCUAUGCUAGUUCUCGAGGUGUAUCUUCAAUCACUUCAGCCAGUUCUACCCCCAGCAUGGCAAAUCAUACUUCCAGAGCCAGUACUUCUAACUCCACUAAUGGUCAGAGUCAUGCUUGUGCAGUGGAGCAGCCAAUUGGGAUACCAGCCUUACCUGGCAGAGAGCUCAACCAGCUGCCCCAGACAGAAGACAAAGAUGCCACCAUUUCUCUAGAUAGCUCUAACCAGAAACCAGAUGAUCUCCAGCAGUCAAAUGAGCAGACCAGCUCCCAGAUCACAGGAAACAUGAUGCAACUGCUUUUGAACAACCCUUCCCUGGCAGCCCAGAUGAUGUUGUUCAUGAGUGUGCCCCAGCUGAGUGAACAGUGGAGGCAGCAACUGCCUGCAUUUCUGCAGCAGACUCAGUUUUCUGAUAUACUUAUAGCUCUAGCCAACCCUAAAGCAUCACAAGCAAUACUUCAGAUUGAGCAGAGCCUGCAGCUGUUGGCCACUGAGGCUCCUGUUCUUCUACCCUGGGUUGCGCCCUACCUAUGGGGCCUGGGCUGGCUUGCUGCACCCAGCUGCAGCUACCCUGACACAGUGCCCUGGACCUGGGAUGUGUCCAAUAUGGCUGAGCCUAAAGGACCUGAGUCCUGUCCCAAAUCGAGAACAGUCCUACAGAGGCUACAGUCCCUAGCUGGAGACCCUUCCCACCCUCUACAAGCCCCUGAGACUCUUUUCAGCAAGCAAAUGGAAUAUCUCCAGGCCAUGGGAUUUGCAAACCAUCAUGCCAAUCUGCAGGCCCUCAUUGCUACCGAGGGAGACACCAGCGCUGCCAUCCAGAAGCUCAGAAGAUCCCAGGGAUCCUAA